Molecule: messenger RNA, 3986 nt
Organism: Salmo salar (Atlantic salmon)
Lineage: Eukaryota; Metazoa; Chordata; Actinopteri; Salmoniformes; Salmonidae
Source: RefSeq, a predicted model, not a curated record
UGCCCAUAGCGGCGAAUUGAUCCAGCAUCUCUGCACUGGGUGUAUAGGGCGAAUGGAUACGGGAAAAUGCAGUGAAAAUAUGUAAUUCAGCGCAUUUUCAAUGUUUUAACAAUUGCGAUGAGGGAGAGAAAGUAUGAGAGGGCGGAUUUUCUCUUGUGCCGCUGCGGAGUACGGGCCGUUAUUUUGAGAGAAAUGCGGAGUCUUUUUCUCCAUAGGUGUUAACGCAGAAAAUACAAGAUGAAGAAGCAAUUCAAUCGAAUGCGACAGCUCGCCAACCAAACGGUGGGCAGGGCAGAAAAAACUGAAGUGUUAAGCGACGAUCUUCUGCAGGUGGAGAAGCGGUUGGACCUGGUCAAACAGGUGACACACAGCACUCACAAGAAGCUGGCCGCCUGCCUGCAGGGCCAACAAGGGGCUGAAGAGAGAGAGAAGAAAUCAGUCAAGUCUCCCUCAAAAAAGCUACCACUAACCAUCCUGGCACAAUGUAUGGUAGAAGGAGCUGCUGUGCUGGGGGACGACUCUCUACUAGGGAAGAUGCUGAACCUGUGUGGGGAGACAGAGGAGAAGCUGGCCCAGGAACUGAUUCAGUUUGAGUUCCAGAUAGAGAAAGAUGUGGUGGAGCCUCUCUAUGAGCUGGCUGAGGUGGACAUUCCCAACAUCCAGAAACAGAGGAAACAUUUAGCCAAGCUGGUCCUGGACAUGGACUCAGCUCGCACACGGUUUCACCAGUCGUCCAAGUCCUCCAGUCACCCUAGCAACCUGCAGGCGGGCGGGGCCAAGGGUGAGGCCCUCAGAGAGGAGAUGGAAGAGGCAGCCAAUAGGAUGGAGAUCUGCAGGGAUCAACUAUCAGCGGAUAUGUAUAAUUUUGUGGCCAAAGAAAUAGACUAUGCAAACUACUUUCAGACGCUCAUAGAGAUCCAGGCAGAAUAUCACAGGAAGUCUCUAGAGAUCCUCCAGAGUGUCCUGCCCACCAUUAAAGCUCACCAGGAGGCGUGGGUGGAGAAGCCUUCGUAUGGCAAGGCCCUAGAGGAACACCUGACCAUCAGCAGCAGAGAGAUCGCCUUCCCCAUCGAGGCCUGUGUCACAAUGCUGCUGGAGUGUGGCAUGCAGGAGGAGGGUCUGUUCAGAGUGGCUCCCUCAGCCUCCAAGCUGAAGAAGCUGAAGGCCUCCCUGGACUGUGGUGUUAUGGACGUACAGGAGUAUUCAGCUGACCCCCACGCCAUCGCAGGGGCUCUGAAAUCAUACCUCCGUGAGCUUCCAGAGCCACUGAUGACCAGUGAACUUUACGAGGACUGGAUUCAGGCGUCAAAUAUUCAGGAUAUGGACAAGAGACUACAAGCUCUGCUGGCGGCGUGUGAAAAACUACCAACUGACAACUUCAACAAUUUCAGAUACUUAAUCAAGUUCCUAGCCAAGCUAGGAGAUUAUCAGGACUCCAACAAGAUGACUCCUGGUAACAUGGCCAUAGUUCUGGGUCCCAACCUGCUCUGGACUCACUCCAACGAGAGUGGGAACAUGACAGAGAUGAUGACCACAGUGUCUCUUCAGAUAGUGGGGAUCAUAGAACCCAUCAUACAGCACGCUGACUGGUUCUUCCCUGGAGAUAUUGAGUUUAAUCUGACUGGCUGCUACGGCAGUCCUGUCCACACCAACCACAACUCAAACUACAGCUCCAUGCCUUCUCCAGACAUGGACCAAUCAGAACGCAAGCUGCCGCAUGACCAUGGUAGACGCCCACUCAGCGUUGCCACUGACAACAUGAUGCUGGAAUUCUACAAGAAGGAUGGCAGCAUAAGGAAAAUACAAAGUAUGGGUGUCCGGGUGAUGGACACGUCCUGGGUUUCACGUAAGGGUUCGUCCACCCUGGCCCGUAAGGCCUCGUCCACCCCUCCCAGCAUCCAGGGUCCUGGCUCCCCUGCUGACCACUCCCUCAUCCUGGAGCAGCCUGGAGAGCUGGCCCAGUCCCCCUCACCCCCACCUCAACCUGGGGAAAGGGACCGGAUCGGUACACUGAGGAGUAAGGAGAGCUCUCCAGUGAUUGGUCACAAGGGGGUGCAGGUGGCAGGUCCGACGGUGCCCCCUGGUGUUGGCCAGCAGAGCUGCAGCCAGUCGCCCCACUCCACAGAACACAGCCCACACACCAUGCGCAAAGGCUCUAAGAAGCUGGCCCCUAUCCCUCCAAAGGUUCCAGCUGGGUACGGCCAGUCGGGUGGUUCUGGUGGGAUUUCGGACCAGUCCACAGGUCAGCCGUCGCCGGUCAGCCUGUCCCCCACCCCUCCCAGCACCCCCUCCCCCUAUGGACUGGCCGGUCCACCACAGGCCCCUGGAGGACUAGGGGCCUCCUCCCCCGGUCAGACCCCUCUCUGUGGCUCCCUAGGGUCCCUGGGGUCCCUGUCUUCCCCCCCUUCUCUGACCGGCACGCUGGGCAAGUCUCGGCCCACCCCUAAGCCCCGGCAGAGGCCCAGCCUGCCCCCUCCUCAGCCGCCCACCGUCCCUCAGCCGGGGGCCACCCCUGUUGGCCCCGGGCCCCAGGAGCAGGGCAUCCUGGACGGACUGUCCCCGGGGGAGAGCAUGUCCACAGAUUACUUCAAUUAUGAAAUCCCAUCCAUCAAUGUGAACCUGGACAGCCUCAUCGACGAGUUCAGCGGUGCUGCCCCCUGCAGGCGCUACGGAGCGGUGACACACUCUCCUCCCCCGGGGAGAGACGAUAACCCAGACCACGACCCCUACGCCGUGCCUGAGGACGACGAACCCCAGGACACCACCUUAUGACAUCAUUACCCUGAGACAGCCCUAUGAUGUGAUAUCAUCAGAGCUCGCCCGAGGCUGGUACCGUGGCGCUCCUACAUCCAGCUAGCUGUACAUACUGUUAGACUGUAAUGCUCGCUCGCUCACACCGCACUGCCACGAUGCUCCCAGACAAAACAAACAAACAAGGCUUCUUCUUAUACACCACAAUGCUCAUCUGACCUUUGACCUGAAACUCCUGGUCUGAACCAUGACCUCUGACCUGGAACUCCAGGACUGAACCCUGACCUCUGACCUGGAACUCCAGGACUGAACCCUGACCUCUGACCUGAAACUCCAGGUCUGAACCAUGACCUCUGACCUGGAACUCCAGGUCUGAACCAUGACCUCUGACCUGGAACUCCAGGAUUGAACCCUGACCUCUGACCUGGAACUCCAGGACUGAACCAUGACCUCUGACCUGGAACUCCAGGACUGAAACCUGACCUCUGACCUGGAACUCCAGGACUGAAUCAUCCCCCCACAUUGUGCUAUACCUGCAGGCUGCAAGCAAAACUCAUCUCUUAGAAAUAUUACUCAAAUAGUAAUGUAAACUCAAUGUGAGGAAACAAUAACACACCACAUGCCAUAUAGAGGAGGACCAGUUGCCUUUGGAAGAAAGAAGACAUAUGGAUUAUAUGGAGGAGUAUUAAUGCCAUGUUCAGUAUUAUAUUUUAGUUUUGCUUUGUGGAUACUACAGUUUUUUCCUCUCUUUGAAAAAGUGCUCAGUAUUUUUAGUGACUUUUUAAGUAUUUUUUUUGCCUUAUAUGAAAAUCCUGCACUCAAAUUGCAAUACAUGCAUCGCAGACUCACAAAUAGUUGGGCCUGACCCUAAAGGAAGGAAACUCGUAACCUGACUGGUUGGGUAGAUGUGUGGGUGACUGGUUGGGUAGAUGUGUGGGUAAAGUGGGUCGGACUGGUUGGGUAGAUGUGUGGGUAAAGUGGGUCUGACUGUGGGUAAAGUGGGUCUGACUGGUUGGGUAGAUGUGUGGGUAAAGUGGGUCUUCAGGGUCAUUGUGUGUAGUGUACUGUAUUCCUAACAGGGUAAUAUGAUGAGAGAGUUAUUAGUCCUAGUUUCCUGCACACUAUAGAGAUGAUGAUGAACUAUUGAAUAAUGCAGUAUGAAUGCAGUAUGAAUGCAGUAUGAAUGCAGUAUGAAUGCAGUAUGAACUGCAGUAUGAAGUGCAUAACUAGGGCAG